AUGCCUCCGUCAGCAAUACACAACAGGCCCUUAUCCCCUCUUAAACAGCGACAGCUAUCCAAUGGACCUCACUUUACAAAGUUAUAUGGCUCUCAAGACUAUACGCCAUUACCAAGCUUUGACCAACGCAGCAUGACGGGGAGUGAUUAUUUUCAAACACCCCUACUUCAGGAUACAACCCAAAAAGUUAUCAAAUUGUAUCGAUCUGAGCUCGGGCAAAGUUCCGAGAAGUUUCUUCACAGCUGCAAAUCUAUAGAAGGCUUCUUUGACUUUGUGGCUACUAUUCGAUUAUCACAGAUGCCACAUCAUGGUAGCCGCUGGGAUAAGAUAUUGAAAUGGGCAGAGUUCUUUACCGGUCAGGUCUCUACAUACAGUGAAGAGGUUUCCUCUUUCACAGCACAGAGUGAGCAAGCAACGAACAUCAUAUAUGCAAGCUACUCGAAUUUCAGUAUCCGUGCCUUCGAUGAAAUGUUUGGCCAAAGCACAGAUGAAUUCUUCAUGCACAGCGAUCGCUUUGUAGAUAAGAUCUGGUCAACUAGACUCGAACGCCUAGCUGAGCCUGGAGACGAUUCUGUGGAGGCUGUGAGAAACUUUCUGACUCCGCACGAUCGAGUUACACGAAUCCUUGCAACUACUCGCCGCACCCAUGGAUCAAGAGCUGAUUUCACAUGUGAAUGGUUUGAUAGACCCUUGGGAGAAUUUCUACGAGGCGGAAAGAAUCUUUUUAUGAUAACUGGACCCGCUGGCUCAGGGAAGUCCGUGCUUUCCGAGUGGGUUGUUGAAAGACUCCAAGCCUUCAAAGGUCGCCGAGCGACUGAGGUGAUUCGCUAUACCAUUGAUGGAGCCUUGAAGACAGAGUUAUCGACUCUCAGCAUCGUCAAAGGACUCUUGCUACAAAUGCUUCAGCUCAGUGCUGGUGAUAAAGCUUUGUAUAAGGAAUUGUUUCACGCAUAUGAGUUGCAUAUCCAAGGAAAUUCGAACACCAAAGUUGAAGACUCGCUGUGGGCUGCUUUAGGUCAGAGUCUUCGAACGGACCGUGGCCAGACAGUCGUUAUUGAUGGUUUCGAGCAAGUGCAUGGCGGUGAAGGUAAUGGACUCGUCCUACUGGAGAGAUUGAGGACUAUUGUUUCCAAACAUAAGAACACUAAAUGCAUCAUAUUCUCUCGACCUCUCAACAAACCAAUUCCAGGAGACUGUUCUCAGCUUUCAAUCAGUGCUCAGCAUACAACUCAAGAUUUGCAAUACUUCAUUGAGUCGCUUCUAUUCUCAACAAUGAACCUGAGCCAGAGAGAAUCUGCUUUGGUUACAGCGAAGCUUUUGCAGGCAGCUAAUGGUUCAUAUGUAUGGACUCAAAACGCAGUCGAGAUUCUCAAGAAAGAACAGACAUUAGAGUCCAUAAUGAAGCGGUUGGAUACUCUUCCCAAGGAUCUAGGGAAGUUGCUCGACAUCAUUAUGUCCUCUAUUGACCUCAAGGAUCGGGACACAAAAUCAAUUCUUGCUUGGCUCCUGGCAAGCGAGCGUCCUUUGCUCAUCAGUGAAGUCAAACAACUACUCGAGAUUGAUACCGGAUCUUGUCAGCAUGUCCAGAGAGUAACCCGUACUGAAGAUGAUAUUACCGCUGCCGUUGGGCCAUUGAUUAAAAUGGAUGAUGGCUUUGCCCGAUUCUCUCAUGAUCUUGUGAAGCAAAACAUCACUCAAAGAUCAAUGUCGAUUUUAGAUUACAAGAACACUGGCGCCUUUCCCUUUCACAUCAAAGAAGCCCAUUAUGACUUGGCACUGAGAUCUUUGGCUUAUGUCAAAGCCACUCUCACCAGGCGCUCGGCUCAAUUAACGUUUACCACCAUUUCUGAAGAGGAUUUAGAUGAAUUAUUUCAAAAAUAUGAAUUCAUUCAAUAUGCCUCCAGAUAUUGGAUAGUGCACUUGGCUGCAUCUCCUUUGAAUGAAGGAGCACAGCAAAAGCUUACACCUGGGUUUAAAACCUGCUUUCCCGAUUCCGUCCUUUUGUCAAUGUUCGAAGGAUCCUGCUGGGAGUACCAAUUUCCACUUGAAGACGCUCUGAGUAAAUUGCAGUUGGCUCUAUCCGUACGAAAAUUGGUGCUUGGUGGGACUUCAGCGUCUGUGCUUCAAACUCUACUCAAUAUUGCGCGAUUGGGCCAUAUUAGUACUUCUUCAAACGUGGAGCAUUACUAUGAUGCAUGGAAGCUAGCGGAAGCCCUUCAUGUUUCAUCGAUUGCCUUCAAGUGUGCCCAACAAUACAUUGAAAGAACGUCUUCAAUUACUAUUACCGAGAAGAAUGAGGUUCUUGUACGAAAAACUGAGCUUCUUGAGUACAUCAUUAAGGUGCAGAGAUCCACCAAUUCAGUCAGCCAAGGAACCAUAACAUAUGCGGAGUCUCUUAUACAGAUUUACGUUUCUACCCACCAGACAUCCAAGGUCUCUGAAUGGCAAAAAUACACAUACGAGUUGAAUGUAACGGUUUAUGGAAAAUCAGCCCCACAGACUAUUAAAUCGUGGGAAAUCAUUUCAAGGAGCUCGACUGAAAUCUCCAAGGUGGACCAGUAUACCAGUACUCUAGAACAAGAAUACGAAAUCAGUGUUCGGAAAAUGAGUGCAGCCGAUACAAAGCGUCUCGAAUUAUCAUGGGCCAUGAUUGAAAAGUGCGAAAAGGAGAAAAACACCGUCAAAACGGAGGAGAUACUGAUUAAUCUUUGGCAAAGCUUGACAAGUUUGACACAAACUUAUGACGUCUCCAUCCAAGAGAAGAAGAUUGAAGUUGCUCUCCGCUAUGUCGAAUUUUUAAGACGAGAACAGAGAACAGUUGAAGCAGAGAUUAUACUUCGAGGUAUUCACAUUGACCUCGAACAUAGUGACAUUCAAUCUACUACUUUGAUCAAGCAUACUAAAUUGGUAGGUGAUCACUUGCGAAGUAUUGGGUCGGUGGCAGCAGCUCGUCUGGUUUUUAGUAAUCUCUGGGAAUAUUACGUCAGAAACGGCAGGCAGGAAUCAACGGAGGCCAUAUCUGUCUCUAAGAGCCUAACCCAGAUCACUGAGACAAAGACUGAAGAAACUACAUGGGAUAUCACGACCGUUCGUGAGGUUUUCGAAAGAACUAUCGUCAAUAAAACCACCAAGACAAUCGAUGCUACCACGAUACGCCAAGCUACGUCCUUAUGUUCUACUUACUACUCAGAGCAGCGAUGGUCCGAGAUAACCCAAGUGACGAACUCGACUUUGCUUCGAAUUUGGCCAUCAUUUUCAGGUAACAACGUCAAUGUAUCUUUACCAACCAAUUUGGCUGCGGAGAUUUUAGAGCUGCUCGAUCGAUUAGCCUUCGCACACUCUAAGCUACGCCAGAUUGAUUUGGCAGAGGUUACCUAUCGAAAAAUUCUAUACGCCGUCAUAGCAACUACAGAGACCUCAGAUGAACUCUUGGAAUCGACAUCUAACAAACUCAUCGAUUUCUACGAGUCACAUUCUAUGACUGCCAAACUCAUCAUUGUUUAUCGGGAUCUUCACCAUGAAAUUGAAAAGAGACAUGGUAAGACACAUACAUGGACGAUCAAGACUUUGUAUCUGUUGGGUGGUUUAAGCAUGCAAAUCUACAAUAUCACAGAGGCAGAAACUGCGUAUCGCACCAUACAUGUCAACUUGGGCAAUGGGAACACGGAAAUCUGUCACAAAGAUGCGCUUCGGGCGGCUUCAAAACUUUGCGUUAUCUAUGAGCAACAACGCCAGUACGUGCUUGCUCAAAAAAUAUGUAGUUCUCUCUGGCAGAUGCUUGUGAAGCAUGGAAAAGAAUACGAGAUUAAAUCAGAUUUUGCCGAAGAUCUGUAUCAGAGAUAUGUCCGUGUCGUUAGACAAGCCUCAGAAACGCACCAUACUCUUUUACGCCACCUGGCUGUUGACUUCCGCAAAGCAUGUGUGACAUUCUACGGCGUCCACGAAGAGGUCACGAUUAAGUCCACACUCCAAGUCGCUGAGCUUGAUGAGCAUAGUGAGCAGUAUCGUGAAGAUGCUAUAUCCAUGUAUGAGGACGCCGACUCCAAGGCUCAUGAAGCUCCAAAGGGGCAAAUCACGGAGACGACCCUCCAAGCUGUGCUUGCUGCCAAGAAGCGUCUACCUCAUCUCUACUCCAUCUCUAAACUCUCCACGUCCACGAAAGCUAUUGCUUUAUACAGACAGGAGUUCAACAAGUUCUAUACGGAGAAAGGAUAUGCCCAUCGUUAUACGCUACUUUGGCUUGGACAUUUGACCAAGGCGUUGGCAACGCAAGAUAAGCCAGAAGCGACCACUGAGGCUCAACAAACUCUUCAGGUUUCGGUUAUAGAAAUUCUCAAGUCUGAGAAGAAUUCUCAAAUACUGUCAGACUCAGCAGCGACACUUGCAACAAUUUAUAGGAAUGCGGGAUUGGAAUCCGAAGCAAAGAGAUUAAUGAACCAAGUUCGCACACAAGCGAUAUUUGCUCACUCUAACCUAGAAAUGGACCCCAAGAUCAAGCUCGAGAGCCAUACCUGGGUUUUCUUUGUUUCUUUUGAGUCAACCAUCACCGGAAGAAAAGAGCUCUACUCAUCGAUGAUGGCUGGUCUAUUCAUGGAAGCCUUUUUGUACCAAAUGUACCAGCGAUCGAUCGCGCAGAAGAUGUUCUUCACAACUGUCCUCUCAUAUGCUUCCAGACUCCUCGCUUUUUUGAAAGAGGUAGAAGAUGACGCGGGACUUGAGAUUGCCGAUAAAUCAGUUCUGGAAUACUUUGCAACCAACCUAGAAGUCAAGAAGAACUUGUGUAGCCACAUCCUUCGCGAGUUCUUGCACAUUGUUCUUGUCAACCUCAAUGAUGGUGAAGCCGAAAUCUCCAUCCUACAAGCAGGUAUCGAUGCAACAAGUGCUUACAUGGACAAAAGCAAAUUUACAGAGGCACAAGAACUUGCUGGAUAUGUCGACUUCUUCCAGAAGUUCUAUGGGGGCUACGACACUCUGCUCAAGGUAGACAUGGGUCUACGAUUAGCCCAUGUCUUGGUUAGUAGUGAAACUAAGCUAAAGAAAGAUCCUCAGCUUCGUACCUCGUCGGUGGCUUUGUCUGGAUCUAUCAUGAAACAAAUCAUCAAGCGCUUGCGUGCCGGCAAGCUUCAAAUUGUGGAUUUACCAAUCGAACAGCUCAAUACUGCAUGUGGCUUGCUUGGAGAAACACAAGAUUUAGAAUCACUCGAGUGGCUUCUCACUCAACUGUGGAACUCCCGCCACUCACAACCGUCCUGGUCCUCUGCGACAAUCGUUCACAUCGGUCGUCUCCUUGUCGAAACGCAAUUCUCCAGCAACCACCAAGAACAAGCCAUUCAUCUCCUCGAAGACAUGUGCUACAACGUCCGUCGUGUCUGGGGAGCACUCGAUCCCACUACCCUCGAAAUGCAAAACCUGUUAUCUGCAUUCUAUACCUCGUCUCCAAAUCCUAAUCUCACAAAAGCAAUGCGUAUCCAUGAAGAUAUUCUCCGCAGUACCGUCUCUGAUGCUGGAGAUGAAUUGCCCAGUAAUGAAGUAUGCGUCAUUGCUAUUGCACAACUUGAGUUAUUGAAGAGAGUUUACUGGAGAAAGGGGACAUGGGAUAAAGACGUGAGUAUUUAUGUAGAUCUUUGGAGACAAGUAGAACAAGAAUUUGAGGAUGAACAUGCGUGGAAAGAGGCAUCAAAGGCCCUUAAAGGUGUUGAUAAGUGGAGUGUUAAGAAGGGCGAGAAAGGGGAGAGAGAUAAUGAGCUUGGGAUUUGGAAGAGGCCGGAAAGUUUCGAAUUCAUGACGGCACAAGAGGGAACGAGGCAGCAUUCAAAUAAGUUGAGGAAGACUAGUAGUAUGUGGGGAUUCUCGGGCUAUAUUCAUAAUCAUGAGAGGGAAAGACAAGGUGUUUGA
Sclerotinia sclerotiorum 1980 UF-70 is the source of this 5895-nucleotide messenger RNA. RefSeq lists its product as hypothetical. Gene Ontology annotation, molecular function: ATP hydrolysis activity. The transcript has 5 exons. The record is from RefSeq and is a predicted model, not a curated record. The coding region runs from base 1 to 5895 and encodes 1964 amino acids. Lineage: Eukaryota; Fungi; Ascomycota; Leotiomycetes; Helotiales; Sclerotiniaceae.